CAGCGCAGGAGAGAACAUUAUCAUGCGUGAGAAACGACUGUCCUCCGCUGGGAGCAUUGGGGCUGCGGUGCCCAUUGAGGAAGUUGCAACGCGAAGCAUGGCAGCACCGACGACGACGGGCAAUGCUCCAUUCAGAACAAAUGCAACCGUGAUGGAUCUUGAACCGAUUCACGCUCCACGAUUGACUGGCACAUCCCUCAAGGUCUUUGCAAAGUUCACUCGAUUCCCUGGCCUGGGCAACACGAUCUUAAAGAAAAUUAAGAAGGACAACAACUUCCAGCACGCCCGUGAGUUUGCCUCUAUACUCGGAGACGUCAUGCCGCUAUACCUCCCCCUGCACCCGCCGUCGGCUGAACUACUGGCAGAGCACGUGAAGCUGGCGUCAGCAUUUAGCAUCGAAGCUCUGGCGGACACACCCAUUGACGUCAAGAACGGCUCCUUCUGUCGAUGGACUAUCCACGACUACACCAGUCGGUACAAGGCACAAACAGUCACGCCGUCCCAAGUGAUUGCCGCUGUCCUCGAUGCCAUCGACGCUUCGAACGCCUUGUCGCCACCGCUCCUGGCCUUCAUCAAGGUCAAUCGAGAGGCUGUGAUUGAAGAAGCUGCCGCUUCCACGCAACGCUAUGCGAGCGGAAUUCCCAUCGGGGUAUUGGAUGGUGUCCCAGUCGCCGUAAAAGACGAGUUAAAUGUUGACGGCUAUACGACGUCGUUUGGCACAUCCUUCAUGGAUGAUCUUGCCACCGAAGACGACACCCCGAUAGCCCGACUUCGCCAAGCCGGCGCGAUUUUCGUCGGAAAGACCAACAUGCACGAAAUUGGCCUCGGGACGUUCGGCAUCAACAUUGCUUGUGGCACUCCUCGCAAUCCGUACAACGACCAACACAUGACCGGCGGUUCCUCGAGCGGCUCGGCGGCGGCCGUCGCAGCGGGACUCGUGCCUCUCGCGAUUGGGUGCGAUGGCGGGGGCUCGAUUCGGAUUCCUGCGGGUCUGUGCGGGGUGGUGGGCGUCAAGGCGACCUACAUGCGCGUGCCGUUCCAUUUCCAAGGCGGCCCGAGUGUGGCCAACGUGGGUCCGCUGGCCGCGACGGUGCAAGACGCAGCCCUGGCGUACGCGGUGCUCAGCGGGGCCGACCCGGAUCUACCGCUGAGUCUGACGCAGCCCCCGCCGUUUGUGCUGCCUCCGUCCCCCUCACCCAAGUCCUUGGCGGGUCUCCGCGUCGGGGUCUUUCCGGCUUACGUGGACGGGUCGGCCCCGGAGAUUGCGUCAGCGUUUUGGGACACGGUGGCGUUUUUGAAAGAGCAGGGCGCGACGGUGGUCGACGUCGAGAUCCCGCACCUGCAAGCGAUCCACAUGAGCCAUUCGAUCACCAUCUUGACAGAGGUGUCACAGUACUACGAAACACAGCCAGUGGCUUCGUUCAGCCCUGAUGUGCAAAUCGCUUUGGCACUCGGAAAACAAACUCUCGACUCGGCGGAUAUUCUGGCAGCACAAAAGAUUCGGGCGUACGCGUUGGCUGCCACAAGGAAGUUGUUUGAAUAAGUUGACGUAUUUCUCACUCCAACAACGGCAGCUUUGGCUCCACGACUGGAAAACGAUGUGUUCACCGCUGGAUUGUCAGAGCUGUCGCUGACAACUGCCCUGAUGCGCUUUGUCCUCCUGGGAAACUUGGUUGGGAUUCCGGCUUUAUCAGUCCCAAUGGGUUACGCACCGGAGUCCAACUUGCCAAUAUCUCUGCAACUGCAGGUCAAACACUGGAACGAGCAUGUCCUGUUUGACCUCGCACGCACUUUGGAGGCUCGAGUCCCAGUGAAGAAGCCUUCCAUCUUCUUUUCAGUUUUGGAGCCAAAGUCAGAGUAGAUGUUUUGAACCGCUGGAAUGCUUUUGUACAUGUACUGUACUAGUACAAGCAUUCAGCUGCACUUACAUCUGACGACUGUUCAUAUCAUCGCCGUCUACUCUCGAAGUCUCCCGCGGCAGCUUCAAUCGAUCGAGUCGUUGUUGAGCCUCUCACCUUGUG
This is a messenger RNA of Aphanomyces invadans, 2021 nucleotides long. RefSeq lists its product as hypothetical. The record is from RefSeq and is a predicted model, not a curated record. The transcript is spliced from 2 exons. The coding region runs from base 23 to 1543 and encodes 506 amino acids. Lineage: Eukaryota; Oomycota; Saprolegniomycetes; Saprolegniales; Verrucalvaceae. Gene Ontology annotation, molecular function: catalytic activity.